GAACCGAUUAAGAUAACAGGGAGAUAUCAUCAAAAACAAAUUUCGGAAGUUUCAAAAAGACGCUCAUAUUUUAUGAUUUAUAUUGGUUCUGAGUUAUAGAAUGCCGGUUGUGCAAAAUGAAAUUUAAAACUGUAGCAGCUCUACUAGACGGUGUGCACACGGAUUUUGUGGUGUCGGUUUUCGAGGACACUACUUUUAUUGCGGUAACUCAAAACUCAAAACUAGGGACAUUGUAUCUGGUCAAGCCAGAUAGUUGUGCAUUGCAAGAGCAGGGAUACGACAUUAAAGUACUUUUUGGCAGAGAAGACGAUAACCAAACUUCGAGUAUUGUUAGUUUAAUUCGAGCAUUAAAAGUUGACAGCAGAACUAUUAUUUCUCUCAUGAUUGAAAGCACUAACUUCAGAACUUUAAGAGCUGUGCAACAGGUCUUAUCCACACUGAUUUAAAAAGUUAACUUACCAAACAACAUGCCUUUAUAUGGUCAAGUCAUCAUUGGUCCACCCGGUAGUGGAAAAACUACUUAUUGUGAUGAAAUGAGCAAGUACUUGCAAGAAAUGGGCAGACGAGUGGCUAUAAUCAAUUUGGACCCAGGCAAUGAUUCAUUGUGUUACAAAGCAGCAAUCGAUAUAUCAGAACUUGUUACGGUUGAAGAUGUUAUGGAUUAUGUAAAUUUAGGACCCAAUGGAGCUUUGAUUUAUUGUAUAGAAUACUUGGAAAAGCGGCUUGAUUGGUUGUUGGAAAAAUUGAGAAAACUGACUGAUUAUUAUUUAUUUUUUGAUUGUCCUGGACAGGUAGAAAUAUACACUCAUCAUAACUCAAUGAAAAAUAUUAUGUGUGCAAUUAAAAAUGAAUUAGAUUUGCGGUUAUGUUGUGUACAACUUAUUGACUGUCAUUAUUGCAGUGAUCCAGGUAAAUACAUUUCAGCACUUUUGAUGUGUACAUCUACUAUGUAUCAAAUGGAAUUACCUCAUGUGAAUAUAUUAUCAAAAAUAGAUAUAGCCGUUAAACAUAAGUCAAAGCUAUUAUUCAAUUUAGAUUAUUAUACAGAUGUAUUGAGUCUUGAUCAGCUUUUGGAUGCAUUGCAAAAUGAUACCCACACUUCUAGGUAUCAUCGUUUGAAUAAAGCUAUAGUUAGUUUAAUUGAGGGGCAAAAUAUUGUUUCAUUUAUACCGCUUAAUGUGAAGGAUAGACGUACAUUGGAAUUAGUGAGAAAGAACAUUGAUAGAGCUAAUGGGUACAUUUUUAACCCUGAAGAGAAUCAGAAUGCCGAAAUGUUGAACUCAGUCAUGCAAUUGGAUAUCAACGAUUUAACUCUUGACGUUUUAGAAGAUUUACCUAAAUCGGAUUCAUUAGAUACAAUGAUGUAAACUUAAAUACUUAUUUUUU
Myzus persicae (green peach aphid) is the source of this 1386-nucleotide messenger RNA. Its product is annotated as GPN-loop GTPase 2. The record is from RefSeq and is a predicted model, not a curated record. The coding region runs from base 468 to 1367 and encodes 299 amino acids. NCBI's taxonomy places the organism in Eukaryota, Metazoa, Arthropoda, Insecta, Hemiptera, Aphididae. Gene Ontology annotation, cellular component: cytoplasm. The transcript has 7 exons. Gene Ontology annotation, molecular function: GTPase activity.